Molecule: messenger RNA, 4709 nt
Organism: Toxorhynchites rutilus septentrionalis
Lineage: Eukaryota; Metazoa; Arthropoda; Insecta; Diptera; Culicidae
Product: leucine-rich repeat-containing protein 47-like
Exons: 3
Coding region: 178-1788 (536 amino acids)
Biological process (GO): phenylalanyl-tRNA aminoacylation
Molecular function (GO): protein binding; phenylalanine-tRNA ligase activity
Source: RefSeq, a predicted model, not a curated record
GUCCGUUAACAAACAAAACAUUUCUGACCUAUCAAGUUUUCAAUAAUAUUUUUGUUUAACACAUGGUUUACAAGCGAAUAAUCAUCAUCGCGCAAUUAGUUGAUUAACCUAUUAGUCAAUUUCACAAUACACAGCAGUAUUUCACAGAUUUCUGUACCAAGCGUCUAAUAUAUAAAUAUGUGGCCCGAAGUGCGCACUGCUAAAGAGGAAAACCGACGAGAGCUUAAGCUCUCCGGACCGGCCUUACGGCAACGCAUCGACGAAAACGGUGGUAAACUAGACGAAACCAUUUACCAGUUGUCGGCUCUAAACCUUCUCGAUAUUAAUGAUACUCCACUGGACGAGAUUUCGCCCCAAGUAAGUGAGCUUAAGAAUUUACAAUCGUUGCUCUUGUUCCGGAACCAUAUCAGCGCAGUUCCGGUGGAGCUGGGACAGUUACCAGCGCUGAAAGUGCUAGAUUUGUCGGGUAAUCGAAUCGAAUCACUGCCAGCGGAGAUAGGCGAGCUGAAGGCACUGACCACGGUGAAUUUGUCCGGUAACAAAUUGAAGCUGGUCGAUUUGAGUCGGCUGGAGAAUUUGAUAGUGUGUAAUCUUUCGUCGAAUUUGCUGGAGGAAUUUCCGAAGCUUCCUUGCGGAAAAGAAGUGCAGUAUUUGUCGGAGGUGAAUUUGGAGAAGAAUCUCAUAAAAGAGAUCCCUACUAGUUUGGUGAAACAGACCAGCUUGAAAUUGUUGAACGUAGCAGGGAAUCGAAUUGAGCUGGUUCCCCAAUUUCUGGUUAAGUGUCCAAAACUCAAGGAAAUCUUACUCAAGGAUAAUCCAUUGAAGGAUAAACGACUCAAGAAGCUGGUGGAGCAGUGUCGCAGCAAGCAAGUGUUGGAUUACGUUGAAAAAUCUGGCCACAUUGUACCAAUGCCUGAAGGUAAUUCCACAAAAUCCAACCGGGAGGAUUCCAUGUCACAAGGUGAAGAAAAAUCGGACCCGGAAAUUCCCGAUAUUCGCCAAAGAAUCACAGUCCUAAAACCAGCGGAGAAUGGGCGCCAAAUUAUUUCAAGGGCGGACGCAACUUCGAUACGGUCAUUCGUAGUGCACUGUAUUGUGCGGGACUUCACGAUCACCAGUAUGAGAAAAUUUCUGCAGCUACAGAACGAACUUCAUGACAGCGAAUGCGGGAGACGAGAGUUGGCCACCAUUGCCACCCAUGAUCUCGCCAAGGUUAAAGGUAACGUACGUUACCUUGCCGAUCUAGGGGAGAACAUUCAGAUAACUCCGCUGGGUGCGAAGGCAAAGGUGACGGCGGCCAAGUAUUUCGACGAUUUGAAGAAACAGGCGGAAGCUAUUCGUAAAGAGAAGAAACGGAGCACUUACUCGGGGAUUCACAAAUAUAUCAAUCUGUUGGAGGGGAAAGUGUUUCCCCAUUUCAGCGACGAAGAGAAAGUGAUCAGCCUUCCUCCGCUGACCAAUUGUGACGAGACAAAGGUUUCACCGGAAACCAAAGAUUUUCUGCUGGAGGUUACCGGUUCGGUUAGUAUGGAUUGCUGCCAAAGGGUGAUGGUGGCGCUACUGAAAGGAAUGCUCCUGAUGGAUGUUGAAACUCGGCGAAGCAUUUCGGAGGGGAAAAAGAAGGCCAAAGGUAAAGGAGCGACCGUUGUGACGUACGAUAAGCAAGCUGAGAUGUUGGUGGAACAGGUGCGACAGUGUGAUGCGGAUGGAAAGACCCAUUCAAUCUUCCCGGGCAGGGGAGAUUUGGUGUUCGACGAAGAGGAAAAAAUUGAUAUUGAAUUUAAGUAAAAUGGCGUUGGAAGUGGACGCCGCAAAACCGCAUUCGAAAAUGUAUGUUCAGUAAAGCCAAAUAAAUUUGCAUAAAAUGCAUGUCAUUUCUUUUGUUAUAUGAAGAUUCGGACCUGAAUAGAGUUGGUCAUUUUGAAGGAUGGAUUGAGGUUAGGUAAACUGUACACUUCGUAGUUGUUCUCCGUGAUUGAUGUGAACCAAAAUUUGCACAAUGAACACACUGAUUGGUGCUUGGGAGCGGCAUUAGACGAGUGCCAUGAAGUGACAAUACUAAAAUCAUUGCAUUUCAUGAACGUUUUAAUCAUCUACCUCCGACCGAUUUAUCUCCUCCAGCGAUUUCUUUGCGUAUUGGGCGGAGGCCAGGUCCGGCACUUGCGGUAAAUCUUAGGAGCUUAAUGUGGGAGAUGUGCUUCCCGUCAGAGCUUACCUGUUUUGUGGGGGACGUAAAAUAGCUGGUUGCCGGCCAGCCGUUGCCAUCCAGCGUUCCGCUUCACCGGAGAAAAAAAAUAUUCUCCGUCAUUUUCAGCCUUUGUCCCUGGGCCACAGCUCCGCAUGAUGAUGCCCAUCUCCGCUAGGUAUUUUUCGUAUUGUUAGUCGCCUUCGAAUACUAACAAUGUUCGAGGAAGCGUCCCAGGGUCCCGAAGUUGCAGCAUUCCCGCAGGCUGACAAGUGCAGUAAAGCUCAUGAACAAGCACGUUUUCUUCCGCUGCACUUGGUUGAUGGUGAGAACAUGAAGAAGCUGCAACUGAUUGUUUACUGUGCUGCUGUGGCGACCGCUAAAAGCUUAGGAUACCGUAUAAGACCAAGAGGCGAACUGCUCCAACAUCUCUGUGAAUGGCGUGAACCUCCAUGGCGAAAGAGAUUGGAGCAACGGAUUCUAAACAUAUUGUAGUGUAAUGAGCCAUGACUCACUAUAGACAAAUAAAAUUUUCAUUCCCUUAGUUACCGUCAAACAAUCAAGUUGAUAUUUCACUUGAAGUUACAGUAUGAAUGGCUACGUCAAGUUCCAGAACUGGAAGUUUGGGAAAUCAAGAUUCGAGAUCACACGGUGUUUCAAGCCUACCUGGAAUCGAGCGAUUGUACGGACGGGAAAAUUGGGCGACAUGGAAGCCCGAGAAGAACGUGGAUGGAACUUUCAAAGCUGUCGACCCUGUCAAGAAUCGAAAAGCGAGGGCGAAGAUUAUCCUGCUGUUGGAACCAACGAAUUACGUUCAUGUAUCAUAACCGCCACAGCAUUUUCCCACUGCGAACAACUUCACAUCAUCGCAGAAGAGCAGAAAGAAUACAAGAAAAAUAUGCAUGGAUGCAAAGACUAGGCCAUCAUCGACGCAGCCAUCGUCGGACAAGCGGUAUACAAUCAGCGGAACCUAAAUAUGGCCUAUAUAGACUAUAGGAAGGCUUAUGACUCCAUACCUCAUUCGUUUCUCAUCCUGGUAUUGGAGCUCUAUAAAAUCGAACCCACUGUCGUUAGGUUCCUGCAGCAUGCGAUGAGACAGUGGAGUACGUCUCUGCACCUCAGUGAUGGGGAAAAUGUGUUGCAGUCUAGAGCACUGCAGAUAAAGAGGGGGAUAUUCCAAAGCGACUCUUUCAGCCCGUUUUGGUUUUGUCUGGCACUGAACGCUCAAUAGAAACGAUCAUGGCUAUAAGAUAAGGUAUGGCGACGACGCCCACGGAGGAGUGAUCCAUACCUUUCACAUGGACGACAAGGUCUACGCUGAUUCACGUCAGCGUCUAGGUGUAGCUAUCCGGGUUGUCGAAGAUAUGACCAGGGACAUCUUCAUAGAGUCCGGCCUCGAAAAGUGACGCUGUGUCCAUCUACUGAAAGGGCAGCUCACUGAAUCCGGAGUUUACGAGGUCUGUGACUACGAGUUGAUAGAAAACAUGGUUCGUGGCGAAUCCUAUAAAUAUCUUGGAUACCGACAGCACACCGGGAUUUGCCACUCCGACAUCAAGACGAAGCUGUGAGACAAGUUCUUGAGUCGAGUGACCUGUGGCUUGAGGACAUUCCUCAACGUGAGGAACAAGGUACGCGCGAUCAACACAUUCGCGGUUCCCCUGCUGACCUUCAGUUUUGGUGUAGUCAAGUGGAGCAAAACUGACCUGCAUUCAAAGAGGUCGGAAUGCGCCAUCCUCAAUCGGCACUGGCGAGUGUCAGUACCACGCGAAGAAUGGGGACUUGGAAUAGUCGACAUAUCUGCACCGUGUGUUGCCCAGGUACGACUGCGCAGUACUUCGCAGAACGCGCCAACCAAAAUGCGCUAUACUGGGCUGUCUGCGCCACUGAGAGAGGAUACAGCGCUCUGCAUUUGGCGCAAGCAAUCUGUAGGCAGUGGAGAAGAUUACAGCUUGAAAGAAAAAGGUAGUGCAUGGUGCCCACCUCCAUCAACUGGACCGGCCACACGUCGACAAGGCCGCAUCUAAUAUGUGGCUAACGCGUGGUGAACUCUCUUCAGUAGUUGAUGCUGACAUGAUAGCCAUCCAGGACAGGAUAAUGCCCACGAGAAACUGCAGGCGGUACGUCUGGCAUCAAGACGUUGAUGACAUUGGCCGGAUGUGCCAUCAACCAUCGCAAAAACGAAAAUCACCGGGUGCUGAUGGGCUACCGGUAGAGUUUUACCAGCAAACUUUCGACAACAUAUACAGAGAACUUUACUUCGUAAUUAAUGAAGCGAGAAGCAGUGAGCUCCCCUUAGGGCUCACCGAUGGCACUAUAGUGCUGGUGAAAAAGAAAGGUGGCGAUAAAACAGCACGAUCGUAUCGCUCGAUCAGCCUGCUCAACGUAGAUUACAAGAUUCUGAGCAGAGUGAUGAACGCCCGUCUAGAUAGUGCAAUCGAUGUGAGUGAGCUUGAUUUCAUCUUCAAUUGUAAUGAAUAUUGACCUGUGAUGUAAAUCUAUAUAAAUAAAAAUGGAAUGUUGCCUA